Messenger RNA from Dermochelys coriacea (leatherback sea turtle), 2828 nucleotides. It is a transcript of the gene ZC3H11D, whose product is annotated as chromosome 1 C12orf50 homolog. The record is from RefSeq and is a predicted model, not a curated record. Bases 391 to 1566 code for a protein of 391 amino acids. Lineage: Eukaryota; Metazoa; Chordata; Testudines; Dermochelyidae. The transcript is spliced from 12 exons.
GGAGCCGGAGCCGCCUCCCGCCGGCAGGGCCGGGUCCGCAGCGCGCGCGCCGGGAAAAGGAGCUCGCGGGGCGGCAGCCGACACAGGGCCUCGCGGCCUGCAGCUGCGCCCUGCGUGUCAAUGAAAAUAAGUGAGCAGCCCCAGUCUAAACGGUCAUGUGAUGUCAUUUGUGAUGAUGUCAUAAGAACUAAAGUAACAAUGAGAGAAAUUCUGGAAGUUUGAAUUUGUGCACUGACUAGCAACCACUUUCAAUGUUUCAUCACUUCGGCAAAUCUGGAGAAGGGUUCCAAGUGCCGAUUCCGUCACUGUGAAAAAGCCCUUGGCAGUGAGAUUGUGUGCUCAUUAUGGAGAGAGGGAAGAUGUUCACAUCAGCUUUGCCAAUUUAGACAUAUGGAAAUACAGCAAAAAUGCAACAGAAUCUCAUGUUUCUGGGAAACACAGCCUUUAGGCUGUGUGAGGAUCAGUUGUGUCUUCCAUCAUAGCAAACCUCGUAAUAUAAAUGGACUUUUUUUGCCACCUAGUAGCAAUGCCACACUCCAAAAGGAAGUUCAAGAAGGAACUCUGCAUCCUGCCCACACUCAAGAACCCCUAAAAGGUCAAGAAAGCAUUUUAAGACCCAUUCAUCCUCCACUGAUCAUAAACAUCAGCCUGGAGGAGGAAGAGGAAGAAGAAGAAGAGGAGAACUAUGCCUCUUAUUUAUUGACAAAAACUCCGGCAGACAUUGAGGAAGAAAAAGCAAUAAAGGAGAUGUGUUAUAAAUCUGGAGAAUAUUACAGAAUUCAGACUCCUCAGGAGAACCAGUCAGCAAAAAUCAUGUCUUCAACACUGAAUAAUGAGCUAUUGAAACCCAUGGAAACUGGCAGAGAUUUACAAGAAGGUGAUGGUGUUACAGUUCCAACAAAGUUUAAUAUUAUAGAAAGACAAGGAGAGGUAACAGCAUCAUUAGAUGGUAACACCAGGACUGAUCCUGGUGCCUUUGAAAAUGGAGGAGGUGAUUGUUAUAUACUACAAAGGAGCAUAUUUGUUGGAGGGAAGCAAAGUGAAACAUUAACUGGAGAAAAAGAAUUAAUUACAUCCAGACGUUCAGAUGUGAAAGCAGUGAGCCACACUGAGCCAGUAAAGAAGCGUCACUUUAAAGGAGUGAAGAAAAAGAAAUGGAUUUCUGAAGAACCAAAAAACUCAUUCAGCAUGUUUGCAGGCAAAGCAAUGCAUGCUUCAAAUCCAAAAGGUAAAACAAAUUGCCAACAAAAUGAUCAAAGCAAGGAUGCUGAAAAUACUUCUUAUGUUCCAUCUCAAAGAGCCAUUGGGAGAAGUAUUUCCUUGAAUUCUCCAGAACCUGGAAGAUCAACAAACAUGACCUACAGUAAUGUCAGUGUUACCAAAGAAUCCAAGCCGAAUCCAUCUACAGACAAAUGGACUUCAGCAUCCUAUAAUUCACCAGCGUGGAGAAAAAGAAGCCCCCAUACAAAAGCAUACUCUAAAUCUGAAAAAAUCCAUUCAGGUACCUAUUUGAGAGCAUUACUUUCAGUGCAAUGUAAUAUAGUAAAGAUGACAUAUCUGUUUUAAUUCUCUCUCCAGCUAGAAUCUGGAAGAAGCUUUUACCCAGGCACCUACCUUAAGAUGACUGUUUUCUGAGGGGUGCUGAAAAAUCCAAGAGAGUUGUCUGCCCUUUUAUUUUGAGACCACGUCCUUUUACCCAAUAUCUCAUGGUUUCCCACUUUUGGCAAGAUACAUGACUUCCUCUAAAGUCAGGAGCCACUAUGCUGUUAUUACUGUAUGGAGUAGCUGUUGGCUUGAGUGCUGGACCAAGUACUAUGGUUAUGUAAUCCACAUUACUACAGUGUGGGUCUUUAUCCCCCUUCAGUGGUUUCUCCAAAGAACACCUUAAUGAGAAAGCAACAGCUGCAAGCUAGGGGACUAAGUCCUGUAGCUCAAGCGGUAGAGCUGAUGCAUUGAAUGCAGGAUGUCUCAGUCCCUUCUGACAAUCCAUGGCAGGUUGUCAUCACAAUUGGCACCCUUCCUCACCCUCCCUUUGCUUUCUAAGACUUCUGUUCACCAAAAUAUUUAAGCACGUGCCUAACUGCUUAAGCACAUAAGUAGUGUGGCUAUUUAGGCUUAAAAUUAGGCAUAUGCUCAAAUACCUUGCUGAACUGAAACCUAAGUCCAUACAUCUUCACUACAGUGUCUAUAUCGGACCCGGAGCCCAUCCCAAUCCAUAAGUGGCAAUACAGCGCUGGAGCUUGUGGAAUCUCUGUGAUCCUCCCAUUGUCUCCAGCCAUGGAAAUUGCUAGGUGAUGCAGGGCAGGUUCUUCUUCCUCUGUGGCAUACAGUCUUAUAUGGUCCCCAAGAUUGCUAGUUUCAGAAGAUAUCUUUUAAGUAGUCUGCGAACACUCACAGACAUGGUGAACUGAAUUGCUCUUAAAUGCUGGAAAUGAUGUCCCUGAGUGAAUCAAUGUUUCCAGUGAAGGAUCAGGCUUCAGUGGUGGUCUGAUUGUAAUUCCUAAAUAAUCUCUGCCCUUCAGGUUUUCCCAUUUACAAAGCUGCCCACAUUUUCCCAAAUGUUAUUGCAUAAAUUCUAUGUGUGAUAUGCAUUUUUAAUGCGCUCACACACACACACAUUCAGACAGUGCUUAAAGAUCUAUUUGCAAAGAUGUUGGAGAAAAAAAAUCUGUGAGGCAUUUUGAAAAUGCGUCAGUUAUAUUGAGUGAAUAUUUUCUCUUUAUUGUAAUAAACUGUUAUAAGUGCUAAAUGCUCCAACACUUAAUAAGUCUUUAAAAGGACAUGGAGAUUUAUAACAAUAAAUUAUACAAAAAUAUGCUGUGUAUUUU